Alexandromys fortis (reed vole) is the source of this 1861-nucleotide messenger RNA. RefSeq names its product deoxyribonuclease 1 like 1 (gene Dnase1l1). Gene Ontology annotation, molecular function: DNA binding; deoxyribonuclease I activity. NCBI's taxonomy places the organism in Eukaryota, Metazoa, Chordata, Mammalia, Rodentia, Cricetidae. Gene Ontology annotation, cellular component: nucleus. Gene Ontology annotation, biological process: DNA catabolic process. The record is from RefSeq and is a predicted model, not a curated record.
AGCUGCGCAGCACCAUUAUCUGAAGCCACUCAAGGCCUAAACUGGUGGAACUCUUUUACUUAUUAUCUCCCCCUCCCCCACCCCGUGUGAAUCGGAUUAUCUGCAGAGGCGAGAAAAGGGCAUUGAGCGUCUGUGACCAUCAUUCUGUGCCUUACUACUUUCGAAACCAGGUGUUCAAGCCUAGUAUACAGAAGUUGAAACACUUCCCAGGAAGAGAUGCAAGAAACAUUCAGGGCCAGUAGCAGGAAGAGUACCAAUUAGCUGAGAUCAGCUACAGUGCCAAUGCACUCUGGACAACCUGGAUUCCUUUGGAAGACUCCUGAUGCCCAUAUGGUCACACAUGGCCUUGUUUUGUCUCUCCUGCUCAUCCUUCUGGCUGGUGGGGCUGAAGCCUUUCGUAUCUGUGCCUUCAAUGCCCAGAGACUGGCACAGCCCAAGGUGGCCAAGAAGUCAGUGAUGGAUACCUUAGUUCAGAUCCUGGCCCGAUGUGAUAUCACGGUUCUUCAGGAGGUGGUGGAUUCUUCCCAGAAAACUGUCUCCCUUCUGCUUCAAGAACUUAAUAGAUUUGAGGGUUCCAGGAGUUACAGCUUCCUAAACAGCUCCCUACUGGGGCGUAGCACAUACAAGGAGAAGUAUGUGUAUAUCUACCGGUCUGACAAGACACAGGUCCUGAGUUCUUACCAGUACAAUGACACAGAUGAUGUUUUUGCCAGAGAACCAUUUGUGGCCCAGUUUACUCUUCCUAGCAAAAUCCUUCCAAAUGUGGUUCUGGUUCCACUCCACACUACUCCCAAGGAUGUAGAGAAGGAGCUGAAUGCCCUAUAUGAUGUGUUUCUGGAUGUCUCCCAACGCUGGCAAAAUGAGGAUGUGAUCCUGCUUGGAGACUUCAAUGCUGACUGUGCAUCACUGGCUAAAAAGCGUCUCAACAGCCUGCUACUGCGGACUAAAGCAGGCUUCCACUGGGUGAUUUCUGAUGGGGAGGACACUACAGUGAGAGCCAGCACCAACUGUACCUAUGACCGAAUUGUGAUGCAUGGGCAGGGCUGUCAGACACUGCUGAGGGCUGCAGCCCCCUUCAACUUCCCCAGGAGCUUUCAGCUGACUGAGGAAGAGGCUCUCAGAAUCAGUGACCAUUAUCCUGUGGAGGUGGAGCUGAGCCAGGCAGCUCAGGGCAUCCAACCCUUCACGUUGGCUAUUCUGCUGCUGCUGUCACUUUUGCCAUCUCAGCUGGGCUAGGUGGCUUGACACUUCCUUUCAGAUGACCACUGACUCGACUAGGACACUGACAUGGAGCUAAAGCACGGCCUCAAAUACAGCUUUUCCUUGUUUUUAAUGUAGGCUUUUUGCUGCUUGCUAUUUCAAGAGGAAGAAAGGGCUGGCAGUGUUUUUACCUAGUAUAUCCAAUGCCCUGGGGUUGAUUCCUUUUUGAAAUAGGACUUGUCACUGUAUGCAACUCUAACUCAGGUAGUCAGGUGCACAAAGGUUCCAGGACUAGGAAUGGGCUAAGAACUCAGACUAUGCCUAAAAGAUUUAUGCAACUGACAUCAAGAGCCAGAUAGGAAGACUAAGUGUCCUAGAAACCUUACAGAAAAUGAGCUCACACUAAAAACUCAGACGUGAACUCAUAUACAAAAAUCUCUGGCAGAUAAAGAACUGUUCAUAGCACUAUUUACUCUAGGUUUGUUUAAAAAAUUUUUAGACAUAACUAAUCCUGUUUCUCAAAUGGCUAAACUACAUGGGCCAGCCUUGUCUCUGGGCCACAUAUCCAUUGUAUGGUUCACUUACUCUGUAUUCAUAUACUUACUACAUGGCUCUGUCAGGGAUAUCAGGCAAAAUAUACAAAUAAAGUCACCAAUCUUAA